CUAUGCAGCGGCGCGGCGCGGGGCUCGGGUGGCCGCGGCAGCAGCAGCAACAACCCCCGCCGCCCGCGGUCGGUCCCCGGGCCGCAGCCAUGGCCCCCCCGAGCAGCGGCGUCCCCCCGGGCCUCGGCGGCCGCCCUGCCUGCGCGCUGCUCCUGUUCUGCUACCUGAACAUCAUGCCGUCUUUGGGCAGGCAGACUUCCCUGACGACGUCGGUGACCCCCAAAGCUGAGCACAGCGUGGCUUACAAAGACUUUAUUUAUUUCACUGUCUUUGAAGGGAAUGUCCGCAAUGUUUCUGAAGUCUCGGUUGAGUAUUUAUGCUCUCAGCCUUGUGUUGUCAAUCUGGAAGCCGUUGUUUCAUCUGAGUUCAGAAGUAGCAUCCCUGUGUACAAAAAGAGGUGGAAGAACGAGAAGCAUCUUCACACCAGCAGGACACAAAUAGUACAUGUGAAAUUUCCAAGCAUCAUGGUUUAUAGAGAUGAUUAUUUCAUCAGACACUCCAUUGCAGUAUCCGCGGUGAUACUACGCGCCUGGAUUACUCACAAAUACAGUGGCGGAGACUUGAAUGUUAAAUGGGAGGAAAAUUUGCUACAUGCUGUAGCGAAGAAUUAUACUCUGCUGAAGACGGUCCCACCUUUCGAACGCCCUUUCAAAGAUCAUCAAGUGUGCUUUGAGUGGAACAUGGAUUAUAUUUGGAACCUUAGAGCAAACAAGAUUCCCCAGUGUCCUCUUGAAAGUGAUGUGGUCACCCUCCUGGGCUUUCUCUAUGCCUCCAGUGGAGAAAACACAGGCAUUGUGAAGAAGUUCCCAAGGUUUCACAACCGAGAGCUGGAGGCCACCCGACGCCAGCGGAUAGAUUACCCAGUGUUUACUGUUUCAUUGUGGCUUUAUUUACUCCAUUAUUGCAAGGCCAAUCUCUGUGGGAUUCUGUACUUUGUUGAUUCUAAUGAGAUGUACGGCACACCAUCUGUAUUUCUCACUGAAGAGGGCCACUUGCAUAUCCAAAUGCAUCUCGUCAAAGGAGAAGACCUUGCUGUGAAAACGAAAUUCACCAUGCCUCUGAAGGAGUGGUUUCGACUGGAUAUCUCUUUUAAUGGAGGCCAGAUCGUAGUCACCACCAGCAUUGGACAGGAUUUGAAAAGCUACCAUAAUCAGACCAUUAGCUUCAGAGAGGAUUUCUAUUAUAAUGACACUGCUGGAUACUUCCUUAUUGGAGGGAGCAGGUAUGUGGCCGGCAUUGAAGGGUUUUUCGGACCCCUGAAGUACCAUCGUCUCCACGCUCUGCAUCCUGCACAGAUUGGUAAUCCCCUCCUUGAGAAGCAACUUGCUGAACAGCUCAAAUUAUAUUAUGAAAGGUGUGCUGAGGUCCAAGAAAUAGUGUUUGUGUACACAUCCACGGUACAGCAAGGGGGCGGGCGACAGGAAGCAUGUGACCUCCGGAACUCCUACCUGGACCUGAAGCUCAGGUACGGGAGACCCUCCACGUGCAGAGCCUUCCCCUGGGAGAAGGAGCUGAGAGACCGGCACCCCAGCUUGUUCCAGACCUUGCUGGAGAUGGGCUUGUGGGCAGUGCCAAGGAACCAAAAUGAAUCUGUAUUAGAAAUCGGCAGGAGGAUAUUUGAGAAGGCUGUAAAGAGACUCUCCAGUGUUGAUGGUCUUCACCAAAUUACCUCUGUUGUCCCCUUUCUGAUGGAUUCUAGCUGCUGUGGAUACCAUAAAGCAUCCUACUACCUCGCAGUCUUUUAUGAAACUGGAUUAACUGUGCCUCGGGAUCAGCUGCAGGGUAUGUUGUAUAGUUUGGUAGGAGGCCAGGGCAGUGAGAGGCUGUCUUCCAUGAAUCUUGGAUACAAACACUACCAGGGUAUUGACAACUACCCCCUGGACUGGGAGCUGUCCUAUGCCUACUACAGCAAUAUUGCCACGAAGACACCCCUUGACCAGCACACGCUACAGGGAGAUCAGGCGUAUGUUGAAACAAUUAGACUGAAGGAUGAUGAAACACUCAAGGUACAGACCAAAGAGGACGGAGAUGUCUUUAUGUGGUUGAAGCAUGAAGCCACCCGAGGCAAUGCGGCAGCUCAGCAACGAUUGGCCCAGAUGCUGUUCUGGGGCCAGCAAGGCGUGGCCAAGAAUCCUGAGGCGGCGAUCGAGUGGUAUGCCAAGGGCGCGCUGGAGACCGAGGACCCUGCAUUAAUAUAUGACUAUGCCAUUGUGUUAUUCAAGGGUCAAGGAGUGAAAAAGAACAGACGGCUUGCUUUGGAGCUGAUGAAGAAAGCGGCUUCCAAGGGAUUGCAUCAGGCAGUCAAUGGCUUGGGAUGGUAUUACCACAAAUUCAAGAAAAAUUAUGCCAAAGCAGCAAAGUACUGGUUAAAAGCAGAAGAAAUGGGGAAUCCGGAUGCAUCGUACAAUCUUGGAGUCCUGUAUUUGGAUGGCAUUUUCCCCGGAAUUCCUGAAAGGAAUCAAACUUUAGCCGGUGAAUAUUUCCAUAAGGCUGCACAGGGCGGACACAUUGAAGGAACCUUGUGGUGUUCUCUCUAUUAUAUCACAGGAAACCUGGAGACAUUCCCUAGAGAUCCCGAGAAGGCUGUUGUAUGGGCAAAGCACGUAGCUGAGAAAAAUGGCUACUUGGGCCAUGUCAUUCGCAAAGGCCUCAAUGCCUACCUGGAGGGCUCAUGGCAUGAAGCUUUGCUGUAUUAUGUUUUAGCAGCAGAAACUGGAAUCGAAGUGUCACAGACAAAUUUAGCACACAUCUGUGAGGAGAGGCCAGACCUGGCCAAGAGAUACUUGGGUGUUAAUUGUGUUUGGAGAUACUAUAAUUUCUCUGUUUUUCAAAUCGGUGCUCCUUCAUUUGCGUAUUUGAAAAUGGGCGACCUUUAUUACUAUGACCACCAAAACCAGUCCCAAGACCUUGAGCUGUCCGUGCAGAUGUACGCCCAAGCAGCGCUGGAUGGAGACUCGCAGGGAUUUUUUAACCUGGCUCUGCUCAUUGAGGAAGGUGCUAUAAUCCCACGUCAUAUUUUAGAUUUCUUGGAAAUUGACCCAACUAUCCAUUCUAAUAACAUCUCCAUCCUCCAGGAACUGUAUGAAAGGUGCUGGAGCCAGAGCAGUGAGGAGUCCUUCAGCCCCUGUUCCCUGGCCUGGCUUUACCUUCACCUGCGGCUCAUCUGGGGUGCUGUCCUGCACUCUGCCCUGAUCUACUUUCUGGGAACCUUCCUACUGUCUGUACUGAUCGCCUGGACCGUGCAGUAUUUCCAGUCUGUUUCAGCCAGUGGUUCCCGUCUGACACCAGCCCGGGCCUCCGCAGACCCCACAGCUCCCACCGCAAGUCCAGCUGUGACUCCAGCUGCAGAUGCCUCCGCUCAGGACCAGCCCACAGUCACUACUAACACAGAGCCUUGAGAGGGAACUCUCUCUGGAUGAGAGAGAAGCCCGUCAGCAGCUGGUAUGGGAAAGCUGGGGCUAGGGCAUUAUACUGAUAAACACCUUACAUUUCUUGUCAACUGGA
Molecule: messenger RNA, 3504 nt
Organism: Neomonachus schauinslandi (Hawaiian monk seal)
Lineage: Eukaryota; Metazoa; Chordata; Mammalia; Carnivora; Phocidae
Gene: SEL1L3
Product: SEL1L family member 3
Exons: 24
Coding region: 3-3398 (1131 amino acids)
Molecular function (GO): protein binding
Source: RefSeq, a predicted model, not a curated record